GCGACCGAGCCUGGUCCCCCUCCCCGCUCGCUCGGCGCUGCCGCAGUUGCAGUCGCGUCUCCACGUGCCCUUGGCCAGGCUUCGGCAGCGACUGCAGCUGCAAGCAGCCGCGGCGUCGGGGCCCGGGAUUUCUGCCAGGAGGUGGCUCCAGGCUGGGCUAGCCGGUCAAGGGGCGGGGGGGCGGCGGCUCAGCGCGGAGCCUGAAGGAGGAGGAGGUGGCGGCGGCGGCGGCAGCAACAGUAGAAGCACCACCACGACCCGCAGCAGCGAUAGACCAGGCGAGCCCGUCCCGUCCGUGAGUCCGCCUGUCUGCGCCAUGGUGAGGCACUGUGCGCUUUGCCGGGAACCUGAACCAGUUGAAGAAUGUGUCCAGAGUACGCUGGCUGCCUUGUACCCCCCCUUUGAAGCCACCGCCCCCACCCUGCUGAGCCAGGUCUUCGAGGUGCUGGAGCGGACGUACCAGCACGACGCCCUGCGCUACACCCUUGACUUCCUUGUUCCUGCCAAGCACAUCCUGGCUCGCAUCCAGAGUGAAGCCUGUGCCCAGUAUAGUGGUUUUGUGUUCUGCCAUGAGGGCUGGCCACUGUGCCUCCGUGAGAAGAUUCUGGUGCAGCUGGGCUCAUUGCCCUGGCAACACCUCUGCCCAGGCGACUUCUACCUGCAAGUGGUGCCUCACCGGGAGUGUUCCCCACGUCUGGUGCUGAAGUGCCUGUCACCGGAGGGCCGUAGUGUCCAGGAGCUUCCUGUGGCCCCUGACUCCUACCCUUUCCUUUUCACUGUCGAGUGGCUCAAUGGCAUCAACAAGGAACGCCGGGCAGGGCGCCUGGAGCGUUGCCUACUGGCAGCUGGAGAGAAGGUGCUGAGCCUGCCCUGGCCUGAACUGGUAUACCCCCAAUUUGUGCACAAAGACGGUUUCAUUGUGGGGCAGCGCUGCCCUGCAGAUUUGGCUCCUGAGGUGUUGGGGGCACGGAGUCCUGGGGACGGACGCCAUUCCGGUGGGGAGAACCGGGAGUCAGAGGGCGAAUACGUUCACCUCCUGGAGGUCAACCCCACCCUGCACCAAACACCCAGGAUCUCACAGCCUUGUGGUACCCAAAUCCAGACAAUGCCUACCCGCAAAGGACACAACAAGAGCCGGAGCCGACGCCAUCGGGCCUGGCUCCACCAUAAGUCUGGGUGUGGGGAGAACUUUGCCUUGCAUCAGGCCUGCAAAAACCAGGAGGCAGAGACGUCUAGCCAAGAAAAUGACACCCAGGGGGAUAGGAUUGAGCAACAGAGAGGAAAUCCUAGCCUGGUACUGGGUCAAACAUCAGAAGCCUCUCAGGAAGUGAGAAGCUCAAGUCCUGGGCAACUGGAACAAAAUCAGGGCCUCUCUGGAACUGAGGCACGGGAGGCCAUUUUUGGUGCAGCAGCUCCUGCUCCUGAGGACACAGGACAAGGAAAAGCUGAGCUGCCAGGAUCUGUUCACCAUGAUCCAGCUCGUUCCAGGGAGGGUAGCAAUGAAAACCAAUCUCCAGCUUCAGCCACACCAAAACGUGCUGCCAAGGGAAACCGCAGGAAAAAAAAGGGAGCUGGGAGAGGGGCUGGUGGCCGAAUUAGACAGGGGGUUGAUUCGGCUAGCAAAGAAGCAGGAGCUUCCACCGAUAUAAAAGAGGCUGGGAAGGAGGAUGUGUGUGUUGGUACAGGGGGACAGGAUUCUGGGACUGGAGAAGCCAGAGUUAGUACCAGAGAGCAAGCUGUCAGCACCGAAGAAUGCUAUGUUGGCAUUGCAGCCUGUAAUGGCACCCAGGAGAAAAGUAGCAUCAUAGGGGACCAGAGCCUUGGCACCGGAGAGGAGGUUGUCAGCACCAGUGAAUUGGCUGUUGGCACCAGAGAGCCAGAAAGCAUUGGAGCAUCUCCUGUCAUCGGAAAUGGUAGUGCUGGCACCAGAGAAAGGAGCAUCGGCAGAGAAGGCCCAAGCCUUAGCGUUGAAGAGCUUUCUGCUUCUGUUGAGGCUGGUGAAAUGAUGGUUGGCACAGACGAACAGAGCAUUUGGACCACAGGGCAAAGGGUGGAUGAUACUGAAGGACAUCGUACAGGAGAACAGGGCUUCACCAUUAGCACUGAAGAAGCAACGUUUACCAAAUUGCCAAGGAAGAAGGAGCUAAGUAUUGUUGGGAGAAAGGAAGCCCUAAGUGCUGCAGCUAAUCAAGGGGCAGAGGAAAUGCAGAAUUCCUCUCUCCCUGCUGUGGUUCAUCUCAGGCAGGCCGUAGACUGGGAGCUUUUGCAGUCAGGAGUCUUUGCCAUAACAGGAGGAAUGGACAGGGCAGGGCGGUCCCUGCUGAUUGUGGUGCCACAGCCUCUUCGAGAUGAGCUGCCACCAGGACAAGGGGAUCUGGUCAAUACCUUGAGAUAUCUUCACUCCCUUCUCAGGCAAGAACUGAAGGCCCUUGGGCUAACAGUACUGUUGGAUCUGAGCCAGGUGGAUGACUGGGCCCUUCAAGCCCCUGUGGUGCUGCCAGCCUUAAGGACAUUCCAGGAGGGCACUCCAACCCCCAUCAGUCAGUUGCUGGUGAUUUUACCACCCGAUGACCGUUUUGUACCUCAUGAAGAAGAGUUGGCUUUGGAACCUGCUGUGGAGGUCAGGGUUCUUUCUGUUUCUGAACUGCCGCAUUAUGUGGCCCUGGACCAGCUGACCCCAGUGCUAGGUGGGACUCUGCACCACUCACCAUCCAAAUGGGUUGAAGAACACAAGGCUCUUGAACAACUACAGUCACUCUGCCGUAGCGUCCUACAGGCUGUAUGUGAGGCCAGUGCCCACCUCGAGGCAGUGGGAACAGCAUCAAGUCAGGAGGAACUAUCGGCCCAGAUCACCUUGCACCAAGAGGCUAUGCAGAAACUACUCACAGAACCGCGUCUCCUGGAGCUUCAGCGCCGUGGAGGAGCCUUGCUGGCACGGCUGCCUCUGCUGGGACCCUGCUGUAAAGAGGCUGUGGCUGCCACCAGACUGUACCAAGAGGUGGAUGAGGCGCUUCAUGGGCUGGUGCAGCUCAGCAACCAGCGCCUGGAGGUAUUGCAUCAGGAGCGGGAAAAUGCACAGGUUCAACAACAAAGUCUGGAAGACAAGGCCUGCCUUGAGUCUGCUGGCAACAGCGUGGAAGAGAAAAGGGAAGGGAAUAGGCCAGCUGAAGGGUUGGCUGAGGGAGCAUCCCUGGAGAGGACACAGUUACAGAGCCCCAAGUCCCCAGGAAAGACACAGGCCAUGCCAGAAACUGGCUCUGCCCCACGGCCCCGGGCCUGCAGCAUCAGCACCACCUCCUCUCCCAAGCAUGGCUGGGGCCUGGGUGCCAGGUUUGGCUCCUCUUGCAGCUUGACCUCUCUCUUCCAGCCACACUCCAGUCCUAAGGCCUCCCAUUGCUGUUCUCCCACUCGAAGCAAUGCCCUGGAGAGUAGCAAGAAGAGGCAAGGCCCUCCCACCAGCCCCAAGAUGCCUCUGCCCCCUGUCUCCCACCUGGCGUUGCGGGCCUUGAGUGACCCGGGCCGCCCAAGUGUACACAUCCGUGGCCUGGAAGUGAGCAGCCGUGAACUGGCAGAUAGGAGCUGCUCCCCCCGUGAGCAUGUGCUUUUGGGCCGUAGUGGGACCCACGUUGCUGAAGCACCUUGGGGGGCCACACCUCGCACGGAAAGAAGACGCUGCCUCGGGGUUCAACAGCAACUUCUGACUGAACUGCUGGAGUGUGAGCGGGAGUAUGUGGGUGCCCUUGCCCAGCCCUUCUCUCUGUCCCAGGAUCCUGGGGGCCAGGCCUGGCCGGCCGAACUGAGGUUCCUGGGCAGUGCUCUCCGGGCCACAAGGGACCAGUUGCUGGCCUUCCAUACCAGCUGCUUCCUCGACGAGUUGGAGGGAUGCAUGAACCACCCAUCACGUGCUGGGGGCUGUUUCCUGCGCCAUGGACAGAAGCUUCAGCUUUACGCCACCUACGCCAAAGACCACUGCAAGUUCCAGGCUGCCCUGGCUUUGCUUCGAACCACCAGCAAGAAGGGUCCAGCAGAGCUGCACGAGGAUGGGCACACAACACGCACUUUGCGUGUGCCCCUGGAGCAGCUGGAGCGGUACCGGCGCUUCCUGGGUGAGCUGCUGCGCGAAUGUGAGCUCGAGCGGGGGCCUGACCGCCAAGCCCUGCAACAGGCCCAGCGACUGCUGGAGGCACAGGAGCAGCGAGGCAGGGACCUGCUGGCUGCAGAGCAGAUCCGGGGCUGCGAGAUGAAACUGUCGGAACAAGGGCUGCUGCUGCAGCGUGGCGAGCUCACCGCGGUGUGUGGGCGGCGUAAGUGCCAGCGGCACAUCUUCCUCUUUGAGCGGCUGCUGCUGUUCACGAAGUGCAAGGGAGCCGAGGGCAUCUACGUCUGCAAACAGGCCUUUCAGACAGCAUCCAUGGGGCUGACAGAGAGUGUGGGGCCUAGUGGGCUACGCUUUGAGCUGUGGUUUGGACGGGGACCAGGCCGACAGGCCUACACACUGCAGGCAGCCUCCGCUGAGGUCAAGCAUCAGUGGACAAAUGUUAUAGCCCAACUGCUGUGGAGACAGGCUGCCCAUCCAGCUGUCUCGAUGAGCAUAUCCUCCUGCCCUUCCCAGCGUUUGCCCCCUCUCGGCCUUGGUCCUGGCCCCCCCACUGGGCUGUCAUUGCCCGGCCACUUUGAGGAAGAGGAAUGGGACCUGGAUGUCAAGCCCAUCCCAAGGGCUGAGACGUCAGAGUCUGACAGACUCUCCCCAAGCCACCAAGAACUACCAAGGCAAGCAAGAGGAUCAUUGCCCAGCGGCAGCAUUGCUUUGGGGCACCACCAGUCGCGUUGGGUGUGGAGCCUACAUCGGAAGCUCUUUUCCCCAGGCAGCCAUGGAAGGCAGGACUCAAACCCCAGGGGCUCCGGGAACAGAACAGUCUGAACCCCACCGGACCUUGGAAAAGGGACAGGGCAUGAAUGGGCACUAGUGUCCAACAGUCCUGUGACCUGCUCCUGCCAAGUCUCCUGAUGAUUCUCCCAUGUAUCCCACUCUGCUACCAUCCCACAGGGACACCCAGGCUUGGGCUGCAAUUGACCUUGGGAUGGCUCUGUCUUGCCUGACAGUACCCAUCCAGUGCCUUUUCCACCAUUUUCUUGGGCUGCAGAAUUACUGGAGAUUCUUGGCCAAGCUGAUGUUGCUGGCAGGAGAAGGUUGUACAUUAAGCAAAGAAGGCCAAAUGAAGGAGCUCUAUGCUGACCCAAAUUGAGUUGUAGACUAGGAAGAUGGGACGCUAUAGAGUCAGCCCUCAUCCACUGAUCAAAUGGAGUGAUGCCCAGAGGGUACUGAACUUCUCAUUUGCCUAGUGCCCCAUCUCUGAUCACAGCAUCAGUCUGUAGCCUGAGUUGGUAUUCUGCUCAGUUUGAUGGAAGAUGGAAGGAAGAAUCUGGGCUUUGUUUGCUAAGCAGGUACAGGAUGUACUUCCUGUACCAUAUCUAGGUUAAUCCAAGAGGGAAAAGAGGAGGAGGGCAUCUGGAUUGUAUGGUGGGGGAGGUGAUUAUGAUAGAACAUAAAACCACCCCUAUCCAAACAGGUAGCCCCAGCUGAGAAUAAAAGCAUGAUACAGCAAUAUGUAUGGUGCUGUGGAGGUUCAUGUGCUACAGCUCUCCUAGGACUGUACCACUGAACAAUGUAAAGGGGGAACACAAGUUUGGAUGCUCCCCAAUACAUAACAAUAGCAAGCCAAGGAGAAGGAGUGUGUCUUAGUCAUCUCCCUGAUGUGUGCUAUUUAAUACAUAUGUGUGUGUCUGUACAUAUAUAUGGAGUUUUGACAAGCAAGAAAACUGGGUCAAGUUAACUUCCCUACCCCACGCACCUGUGGUCUGAGGACAUGUAGUCCAAGAAGGGCUGCAUCACAUUUUGCUGUUCAUGGGGGAGGUUUUUUCCUCUACUUGAAGUUUUCAGUUUGUUUUUGAGAUGAUAAAAGUCCACACACAGUAAUGCUACCGCAUUGCUAUCAUAAGGGGAGGCGGUUCUACAAAAACAAUUCCGAUGUGAAAAACUCAAAAGUUACAAUUUGAGUCAGGGAAAAAAUCUAAAGAGGCCCUAGAGAGUUUUUGCUUUCUUUUGGGUUAUUUGUCGGAGCUCUGCAAACACCUUUCUGCAAUGUAGUUGCUUUCUUACCUGUAGCAUUUUGAGAUUUGGAUUGUAGGAAUUGAUCUCUGGAGAACUAACAAAUGGUGCUAUAUUUUAAGUUGGGUGGUCAAAUCUGUGGUCUUUUUGUUCAUUCUGACUUUUCUUAUUGGAUACAAAUGGCCUAUUUUUUGUCCGAUUUGGUAACUUGAGUUGCUCAGCUAAUUUUGGCAGGUCUUGUGCAGGGUUUACACUUGGAAGCUCUCAUAUAGGUGUCACACAAACUCCUGGCUGCAUGAAAAGAGGAUAGUAAACUCAACUUGGUUGGAUCGAGAUUAAGUUAGUGGCACUUAGUUCCCACUGAAAUCAAUGGGACAAGUCAUAAUUAACUUUUCGCAUUAAUUUCAACAGGUACUAACUUUAACUGAGUUAGCUUCCAUCCUAUCCAUUGUGUGUGUGGACUGUACUGCUUCAAAAACAAACAGUAGGGGACUUUAAAAGAUACAAAUGAUAAGCAGGAGUAAUAAUGAAAGACAUUUGUCAUGUCAGAAUGCUGCAUAAGCCAGGCAAAGUUCUUGAGAAUGUUCAUCAUUUAGCAGACUUAAUAAUUUCACACACAAAACUGAGAAGUGGCCGCUGUCUACAACCUCUUCUUCCAUACUUUUCAAAUACUGGCUUGACAAUCUUCAUAAGAUUCCAAGUAUGUUAAGAGCACUGAUAUAUAUGCUUUUGUUCAACUUACUAGAGCUGUGGACCUACAAUAUCCCUGACCCCCAGUUGGAUUGGAAUGCAUGUCUCCAUUUACAACCAUUUUUUGAUGGGACUGGUGCUAGCUUGUGUUUUGAUCUGACCACUAGAGUAAAAUAUAAUGCAGAAAAGCUUCAAAUGUGCAAAGCAGGCACAAAUUAGACUUUAUUCUUGAAAAUAGUACAUGAGGUGAUAAACCUGUGUCUGGGCAGUACUACUUGACCAAUUACACAUGAUGGACAUUGUGUGUUUAAACAUGGAUCUGCCCCUGUCAUGUGCAAAAAAGUGUGCAUGUGAAUUUUAACUGCAAAAGGAACAGAUGGGUAAGAAGUGUAGAACCCUUCCCCUGGCUGCAGUUGUAUCUCCCUGAGCAGUUUUGUUCUCAAAUGAGCUCUAAUACUGGGAGUGGCUUUAGCAUUCCUUACUCAUUCACUCCUUUUGCUGCUAAAAUCAAGUGUGUGCCCCAUCACUGGGCAGCUUCAUGUUUAAAUACAUAGAACUGCCAUCAUCCUAUGUAGGAUCUGGAUUCACAUGAUUGUUUUCCCCUGCAAGCGUAUUGUUUUCCCCUGCAAACGUAUUCCCUGCACACAGAAAACUGACAUGACAGGAAGAAGGCUAGGCAUUCUUGAGAUAUAGUUUUUUAAGUGCAGGGAAUUAUCUUUAUGGAGGAGCAUUUCAUCACAUGAGCCCUUGCUUGCACUGCAUACAAGUUUACCACAUCUGCUGUUUGUGAAAUCUAGCUGCUUAAUUGAUUCACGUACACAAUUCAGGGGGUUUUGGUAAAAACCUUUCACAACAAUGCCAAGCAAUUUUUGUUUAAAACCAGAGCUCUAGGUCUGAGUUUAGCAGCAUCUGCAACUCUUUACCUGUGUUGGCUACAAAUUACAUACCAACAUUUGUUUUAGUGCUAUAAGAGGGAAAAGUUGAGGAAGAGCACAUAGUAACAGAUGGGGCUUGGGUUGAGGUUGGUCCUAGGGGAACUAAAAGCCCAGGUAGGAAGUACGGGUACUGUAGUGUUCCCAUUUAAAGGGUUCUCCAAAUGGGUUGUGGCUACUGUGUAGGCUAGGAAGAGAGGGUGUUCUAGUUGUGUUGGUUCAUAAAAGUAAAAAUGUCAUUUUUGUGUGUGUUUUAAUCCUGAAAGCUGCACAGAUUGGUUCUUCUGACCCAGGUGUUAACAGGAAAAUUAAAACGAUGGAAACAAGCUAAUUUUAAAACCCAUUUGAAGAGUGAUUUUUAGCUACUGCUGCCCUUGAAUCUAAGCCAUGUAAGGUACUAAGCAAACCCCUUGGGUCUCUGUAAAUUAAUGGUUACCUUUGCCAAACAUGUAAUCUUGUCAAAAUAACCAGGUUUGUCUAACAAGACCUUAUUUUAUAUAAAAA
Rhineura floridana is the source of this 8235-nucleotide messenger RNA. RefSeq names its product Rho guanine nucleotide exchange factor 40 (gene ARHGEF40). The transcript is spliced from 19 exons. Bases 317 to 4921 code for a protein of 1534 amino acids. The record is from RefSeq and is a predicted model, not a curated record. NCBI's taxonomy places the organism in Eukaryota, Metazoa, Chordata, Lepidosauria, Squamata, Rhineuridae. Gene Ontology annotation, molecular function: guanyl-nucleotide exchange factor activity.